This is a messenger RNA of Closterium sp. Naga37s-1, 2769 nucleotides long. The record is from the annotation of a GenBank genome assembly. Lineage: Eukaryota; Viridiplantae; Streptophyta; Zygnematophyceae; Desmidiales; Closteriaceae.
AUGGUCGUGGACGUGGACGUGGACGUGAUCGUGGACGUGGACGUGGACGUGGACGUGGUCGUGGACGUGGACGUGGACGUGGUCGUGUACUUGGACGUGGACGUGAACGUGGUCGUGGACGUGGACGUGGACUUGGUCGUGGACGUGGACGUGGACUUGGUCGUGGACGUGGACGUGGUCGUGAUCGUGGUCGUGGACGUGGUCGUGGACGUGGACGUGGACGUGGACGUGGUCGUCGACGUGGUCGUGGACGUGGACGUGGUCGUGGACGUGGACUUGGACGUGGUCGUGGACGUGGUCGUCGACGUGGUCGUGGUCGUGGACGUGGACGUGGUCGUGGACGUGGACGUGGUCGUGGUCGUGGACGUGGACGUGGUCGUGGACGUGGACGUGGACGUGGACGUGGACGUGGUCGUGGACGUGUACGUGGACGUGUUCGUGGUCGUGGUCGUCGACGUGGUCGUGGUCGUGGUCGUGGACGUGGUCGUGGACGUGGACGUGGUCGUGGACGUGGACGUGGUCGUGGACGUGGACGUGGACGUGGACGUGGACGUGGACGUGGUCGUGGACGUGUACGUGGACGUGUUCGUGGUCGUGGUCGUCGACGUGGUCGUGGUCGUGGACGUGGACGUGGUCGUGGACGUGGACGUGGUCGUGGUCGUGGACGUGGACGUGGUCGUGGACGUGGACGUGGACGUGGACGUGGACGUGGACGUGGACGUGGACGUGGACGUGUUCGUGGUCGUGGUCGUGGUCAUGGACGUGGUCGUGGUCGUGGACGUGGACGUGGACGUGGUCGUGGACGUGGUCGUCGACGUGGUCGUGGACGUGGACGUGGUCGUGGACGUGGUCGUGGACGUGGACGUGGUCGUGGUCGUGGACGUGGUCGUGGACGUGGACGUGGUCGUGGACGUGAACGUGGACGUGGUCGUGGUCGUGGUCGUGGACGUGUUCGUGGACGUGGUCGUGGUCGUGGACGUGGACGUGGUCGUGGACGUGGACGUGGACGUGGACGUGGACGUGGUCGUGGACGUGUACGUGGACGUGGACGUGGACGUGGUGGUGGACGUGGACGUGGACGUGGUCGUAGACGUGGACGUGGACGUGGACGUGGUGGUGGACGUGGACGUGGUCGUGGACGUGGACGUGGUCGUGGAGGUGGUCGUGGUCGUGGUCGUGGACGUGGACGUGACGUGGUCAUGGGACGUGGUCGUGGACGUGGACGUCGACGUGGACGUGGACGUGGUCGUGGACGUGGACCUGGACGUGGACGUGGACGUGGACGUGGACGUGGACCUGGACGUGGACGUGGACGUGGACGUGGACGUGGACCUGGACGUGGACGUGGACGUGGACUUGGACGUGAACGUGGACGUGGACGUGGUCGUGGACGUGGACGUGGACGUGGACGUGGACUUGGACGUGAACGUGGACGUGGACGUGGUCGUGAACGUGGACGUGGACGUGAUCGUGGACGUGGUCGUGGACGUGGACGUGAACUUGGUCGUGGACGUGGACAAGGACGUGGUCGUGGACGUGGUCGUGGACGUGGACCUGGACGUGGUCGUGGACGUGGACCUGGACGUGGUCGUGGACGUGGUCGUGGACGUGGACCUGGACGUGGACGUGGUCGUGGACGUGGUCGUGGACGUGGACGUGGACGUGGACGUGGUCGUGGACGUGGACGUGGACUUGGACUUGGUCGUGGACGUGGUCGUGGACGUGGACGUGGACGUGGACGUGGUCGUGGACGUGGACGUGGACGUGGACGUGGACGUGGUCGUGGACGUGGACGUGGACGUGGACGUGCACGUGGUCGUGGACGUGGACGUGGACGUGGACGUGCACGUGGUCGUGGACGUGGACGUGGACGUGGACGUGCACGUGGUCGUGGACGUGGACGUGGACGUGGACGUGCACGUGGUCGUGGACGUGGUCGUGGACGUGGACGUGGACGUGGACGUGGACGUGGACGUGGUCGUGGACGUGGACGUGGACGUGGACGUGGUCAUGGACGUGGUCGUAGACGUGGACGUGGUCGUGGUCGUGCACGUGGUCGUGGACGUGGACGUGGUCGUGGUCGUGGACGUGGUCGUGGACGUGGACGUGGAUGUGGACGUGGACGUGGACGUGGUCGUGGACGUGGACGUGGACGUGGACGUGGAAUUGGACGUGGACGUGGACGUGGUCGUGGACGUGGACGUGGUCGUCAACGUGGACGUGGACGUGGUCGUGGACGUGGUCGUCGACGUGGACGGGGACGUGGACGUGGUCGUGGACGUGGUCGUGGACGUGGACGUGGACGUGGUCGUCGACGUGGUCGUCGACGUGGACGUGGUCGUGGACGUGGUCGUGGACGUGGUCGUGGACGUGGACGUGGACGUGGUCGUGGACGUGGACGUGGUCGUGGUCGUGGACGUGGACGUGGACGUGGUGGUGGACGUGGACGUGGACGCGGUCGUGGACGUGGACGUGGCCGUGGACGUGGUCGUGGCCGUGGAUGUGGACGUGUUCGUGGACGUGGACGUGGACGUGGUCGAGGACGUGGUCGUGGACGUGGUCGUGGACGUGGACGUGGUCGUGGACGUGGACUUGGACGUGGUCGUGGACGUGGUCGUGGACGUGGUCGUGGACGUGGUCGUGGAUGUGGUCGUGGACGUCGACGUGGACGUCGACGUGGACGUGGAUGUGGUCGUAUUCGUGGACGUGGUCGUGGUCGUGGACGUGGACGUGGUCGUGGACGUGGUCGUGGACGUGGACGUGGUCUAG